ACCAAUGUUUUUUACUUGCUUUAGUGGCUGCGGCUCACUAAUUAAUUGCAGCUAUCUGUCUCCUAUCGAUGUGUGUGUACAUGUGUGUUGUGUGUGUGUGUUUCCUUUUUUCUCCCCAAACCGAACAUGAAAUAGUUUGUUGGGCUAUACUUUCCUUCUUCCUAUCUGUCCCCCCUUCCUUCCUUCCCGUCCUGGUUCGCAGGCAGAGAGCGGACAGAUUGAAACCCAGCUGUGUGCGUCGCUUCUGCUCGGUGCCGCUUCCCCCCUCAGAGCCCGGUGAUGUUGGAUAUGGGAGAGCGCAAAGAGGUGAAAAUGAUUCCCAAAUCGUCGUUCAGUAUAAACAGUUUGGUGCCCGAGGCCGUGCAAAGCGACAACAACAACAACAACAGCAACAGCAGCAGCCACCACCAGACCCCGCAGCAGAUCCACCACCAGAACCACCACCAGCACCACCUCCUCCACCAGAACCACCAGAACCACCGGCCCGGCGGCGCCGACGACGCCGAGCAGAAGGCGCCGCUGCCGGGCGCGCAGCAGGACGGGAAAGCGGAGCCGAAGAGGGACUCGUCGAGCCCGGAGAGCAGCCCGGAGGAGAAGGAGAAGCAGCAGCAGCAGGAGGAGAAGAAGGACGGGAAGGACGCGGACGGAGGCUCCGCGGGGAAGGACGGCGAGAAGAAGAGCGGCAAGUACGAAAAGCCUCCCUUCAGCUACAACGCGCUGAUCAUGAUGGCCAUCCGGCAGAGCCCCGAGAAGCGGCUGACGCUCAACGGCAUCUACGAGUUCAUCAUGAAGAACUUCCCCUACUACCGGGAGAACAAGCAGGGCUGGCAGAACUCCAUCCGACACAACCUCAGCCUCAAUAAGUGCUUCGUCAAGGUGCCGCGGCACUACGACGACCCGGGGAAGGGCAACUACUGGAUGCUGGACCCGAGCAGCGACGACGUCUUCAUCGGCGGGACCACCGGGAAGCUGCGGCGGCGCUCCACCACCUCCCGGGCCAAGCUGGCCUUCAAGCGCGGCGCGCGGCUGACCUCCGGCCUGACCUUCAUGGACCGGGCCGGGUCCCUGUACUGGCCCAUGUCCCCCUUCCUGUCGCUGCACCACCCGCGUGCCGGCGGCGCGCUGGGCUACAACGGCGCCUCGUCCGGUUACCCGGCGCACCCGAUGUCCUACAGCACCAUGCUGACGCAGAACAUGAGCAACAACCACUCGUCGUUCCCGUCGUCCAACGGGCUGAGCAUGGACCGGCUGGUCGGCGGGGACCUCCCGUACGCCACGCACCACCUGACGGCGGCGGCCCUGGCGGCCUCGGCGGUGCCCUGCGGCCUCUCCGUGCCUUGCUCCGGGGCCACGUACUCCCUCAACCCGUGCUCGGUCAACCUGCUGGCCGGACAGACCAGCUACUUUUUCCCGCACGUGCCGCACCCGUCCAUGAGCGCGCAGAGCGGCGGCGGGGCCGGCGGCGGCGGCGGCGCGCUGCAGGCCGCCCGCGCGUCGGCCUCCAACUCCCCGCAGGCUCCGUCCUCCUCCGCGCUGCCCUGUGACUCUCUGCGGCCGGCGCUGUCCGGCUCGCUGCCGGCCUUCUCCUCGGGACUUUCCGGGGGUUUAUCUGACUAUUUUACGCACCAGAACCAGGGGUCGACCUCCAACCCGCUUAUACACUAACACCCCCCCCCAACCUGCCCCCCCUCAGCCUCACCCCGUCCUCCAUCCGUCCAUCCUGUCAUUUGCACCCUGAAAGGAGUGAAAACUCAGAGACUGAACUGUAAGUUGAACAUUUUACACUGAACAUUAACACUGUAAAAAAAAAAAAGAAAAGGAAAAAACGACAGAAUGAUUAUAAACUAUAGAGAGAGGAGAGAGAAACGAGCAGCACAAACACAGAAAGCAGCCCUGACGUUUCCAGGUAUUUUUUAUUAUUAUUCUCAUUAAUUCUUCUUCUUCUCUGCUCCUGCUCCUGCAGUUUGACUCUGUGUGUACAUAACGUCUGUUCCUAUCAGUGUCCGCGGUCCGUCUCUGUAUAUUCCUCUGUCAGUCAGCGCUGUGCGAAGCAGAGGGAAUGAUGGGAGCUGGAGGCUGAUCGCGAGGAGGAUGAGGAUUUUCUGUUUGUUGUUCUUGUUGUUGUUGUCGGAGGAGGAGGCGUUACUUUUUAUAGAAUGUGUAUUUAAAAUAGUUUGGUCUAAUUUUGAGAUUUAAAAAAAAAGGUAAAAAUACUAAGAAUAAUAUCUCUAAUAGCCGGAUUUUCCGCCCGCAUGUUUUUGCAGUAUUAUCAGGUAUCAAGAGGAAGAAGCGGCGGGAAGUCAGUUUUUUUUUUCUUUUCACAAAAUGUUUUAUUUGAACAUUUUUUUCCUACGCAGUGAAAAAAAAAAACGGCGUGUUUGUUCCUGAAGCAGAAAGUGAAGCGACUCUGGCUCCCGAGGCUGUUUUUAACUUUAUUUUUUUUUCUCCUCAUCGUUACAUUUCAAACUGUUCCUGUAACUUUUUAUAGACCAAAGAAUCGGUUCGUAGGAGAUUUCAGAGGCCUGGUGCGCGUGACGGAGUGAGAGCGUGAGAGCGUGAGGGAGUGAAUGUCGCCUCCUUCGCUGCAGAAAAUGUCCAUUUAAACGAGAUUUUUUUUGUUUCCAUUUGUUUCCCCUUAAAUCAGAGGGAACCUGAAUGCAGUUCGGCGGCGCCGCUUUUUGGAAUGAAAAAGUGGACGUUUAGUUGGUGCAGGUGCGGGAAAGUUUUGCCUUAAAUUGUUUGAUUUAUUUAAAUUAACGCGCAGUUUUGUGAAAACGUCUCGUUUGGUGGAGAUUUUCCGCAGUGGCCGCCUGUCAUUGUCUUUUUAUUAUUUCUUUGUGAAAUGUGACCGCCGGGAAACAAACGGACGCUCACGUCUCUUCUUCAGUCACUUUUUGUAUAAUUAGGAAAAAAAAACAAAAAGCUCAAAUUUAUCUCCCUGUAAUUUCAAUUGGGUUCUUUUUGCUUUUGGUUAUUUUUCUAAGAAAAAGGAGGAACGAUGUAAAAACCCGUUUGUUUGCCAGAAGAAAAAAAAAGCCUCAUUAUCUAAAUACUACUUGGAAUGAUUGUCCUUUAAUUGUCGUCUCUAAAAUAAUUUUUCAUGGUUGUGAUACUAUUGUGGUCUUCUUCUUAUUCCCGUGUUUGUCGCUUACAAAAGCUAAAAAAAGAGAAAAAAAUGUUUUAAUCC
This is a messenger RNA of Salarias fasciatus (jewelled blenny), 3187 nucleotides long. RefSeq names its product forkhead box G1a (gene foxg1a). The record is from RefSeq and is a predicted model, not a curated record. Lineage: Eukaryota; Metazoa; Chordata; Actinopteri; Blenniiformes; Blenniidae. Gene Ontology annotation, biological process: regulation of transcription by RNA polymerase II. The transcript has a single exon. Gene Ontology annotation, cellular component: nucleus. Gene Ontology annotation, molecular function: sequence-specific double-stranded DNA binding; DNA-binding transcription factor activity. The coding region runs from base 280 to 1665 and encodes 461 amino acids.